CGCCCAUCCGUUUUAUUGAACUGAAGGUCUCUGUUUUCCACUCAAGCCUCCAGCCCCUGCCCACCCCACCGCUCUGCGGCCCUCUAUCCGGCCCAGGGUGUCAGCCCGGGUUUUCCAGCGGCAGCUGCCCCUGUCACGUGACCGCAUGUGAGCAGAGAGGCUGCUGGGGCCAAAGAACAGAUUUCGCCCAUUCUCGCCCUUUCUCUCCACUUGCUGAUCUCACGGAGGAACAAAGGAUUUUCUUAGAAAACCGGGUGGCCAGCUGGCCCUCCUGAAGAGUUUCUGGGAGGGGGCGAGCCAGGGAGCCAUCGGGGCCCACCUGGGCCUGCCGAGCCCCCAGGGAGGCAGAGGGAGCCCUAUCGGUGCUGGGCAGAGCCCAGGGAGGGCCGGGGCCGGGACAAGGGGUUAUCUCUCUGGGGCUCCUGCUGCGGGAAGAUAGGCCACAGUAAUGGCACCAGGGCGCGGGGGCCCAGAGGCAGGCGUGGGCCUGCACCCCCUCUUAGCGCAGAUCCAGGAGGGGCUCCCAGGCCUCCCACAAGGCCUCACCUGGGGUGUGGCCACGUGUGAGGCACCCAGGCUGUUGCCUUCUAGUCUGUAAAAACAUGCCCGUGCCAAGGGCCUCUGGGCGCCAAUCUAAGUCCCUCCUCCCACCUCCUGGCUGCUGGAGCCCCAGGCUGGGACCGUUAGGCAGGCGGGGCCAUAGGACGGGGCUGCUCAGCCCUCCUGGGCCCAGACCCCCACCCUGGCACCGGGCACCCUCCAGGCCUACACCCUUAUUUGGGGGCCCGGGCAGAGCUGUCCAAUUCUCGGGGCAUCCCCUGCUGAAUUCCAGCUCAGAGGCCAUCUUGAGGGAGCCUCUCCUUUUCCAGAGGCUGAACCUGGGCUCGGGAAGGUGGAGGGAAUUGCCGGCGAGGCAGCGCGCUGGGCUGCCCGGACCCUGAAGGGCAGGGCCCGCUGCUGGGGUGGAAAGAGCCCACGUUGAAGGAGGGCUGCCGCCUCCCCUCCCCUCCCCCACUCCGAUCAAUUUCGUGUCUGUCAAUUGCAGGGGUGUGUAACCUUCAAAGUCAGCCUUCAAAUUGCAGUUUGAUCCCGGCAUUUCAGCAGAACCCGUUCCUUUGUCCUCAUCUCCAGGGAUUUGGCCUUCCAAACAUCAAAGGGCCGGUGCCAAGGCUGCUCCCUCCUUCUCGCACAUUGCGGAGGGGGUCCACCGCCAUGGGGAAGAGCCCGAGGCGGGCCCCAGCUGCAGGCGCCGAGCCCCCUCCCCAUCCCCAGAUAUCUAAGGAUCGAUCUUCGAUCUUCGGGCAGUCUCCCCACCUGGAGGGUCUUUAGAGUCUGGCCAGAGGCGCCGCUGUGGUCUUUGUAUCUGAACCCCCAGGCCUUUGGGCUUCCAAAGGCACUGGGGAAUUGUUCGGAUUUUUUUUCUUUGUGUCCCCUGAGCCUCGCACGUGACUGGCUCCUAGUAAAACCCCCGACAAAAGGUUGAUUGACCAGCACGACCUUGGGCAAUUCAGUUCAUUUCGAGGAGCCUCAGUUUCCCCAUCCGUAAAAUGGGGGACGGGCUUGGAAGUCCCAAACCUCCCCGGUUGGCAGAUCCCGGCUAGUCCAACACCUUCAUUUUACAAGGGGAGGGAGGGGGGAUCCUGCAUCCCAUGCUCUUCCCAGGGUUAAGAUCCCCACUCUGGCGUGGGAUUCUGGGGGUCUCAGCCUACCCUCGGGGAGGGGGUCCCACUGGGGUCCACCAUUGCAGCUGCAGGGCUGGGAGGGGGCGGCCUCGCCCCAACCAUGGCGCUGACACCCCCUCCCCGAUUUCUCUUCACUUCGACGGGAGGGGCCCCAUAUCCAAAGAACUGCCCCCCAAAAAGAGGAAAAGAAAACCAUUCCGAACAAAAGGGGCGCGUGGGUCCAGCCUAAGCUCCCUCCUGCUCCAGAGGGGGUCUGAGCCAAAGUCCCCCUUCCAAUCUACAGGGUCCCCCGCCCCAAGACCUAACGCAAUUCUGGGUGUGGGCAGGGGAGGGGGGAGAGCACAGUGCCGGGAACAGCGGGAGACUCGGGCCUGUGCUCCCCCUAGGGAUGGGAAGAACCCCCCCCCCCCCCACCGCCCAGCUCCAGCGCGCAGUCUCCGCUGGGAGGGGGCCGGGAGAGGGGAGAGCGAAGGGCGGAGGCCGCGGGUCCCGUGAUGGAAAGGCCCGCCCCCUCCCGAGCCCCCAGCCCAGCCAUUGGCAGGGGCUAGCGUGACGCGAGGCGGGGCCUCGGCACGGCUAUAAAAGCGCGGCGCGGGCGCCCCAGAGUCGCCAGAAGCGCAGGGAAGGGGAGUCGCUGCGGUUUCCUGCUUCAACAGUGCUUGAACGGAACCCGCUGCUCGAUUCCCGGCCGGAGCCGCCCUUAGCCACCUCUCCACCUUCACCUCCACUAACCAACACUUCUUCCGUCCUACCGUUCGAGCAGCAGCCGUCCGCUCAGCCGCCCCCGGCCGCCGUCGCCGCCGCCUCCUUCAGCCUCAGCCGCAGCCGCUGCGCAGCCGCCUUCGCCCUUCUCCUCCACCAUCACCAUAGCCGCCGCCAUGACGACCUCGUCCCCCUCCCAGGUGCGACAGAACUACCACCAGGACUCGGAGGCCGCCAUCAACCGGCAGAUCAACCUGGAGCUCUACGCCUCCUAUGUCUACCUGUCCAUGUCCUAUUACUUUGACCGGGACGACGUGGCGCUGAAGAACUUCGCCAAGUAUUUCCUGCACCAAUCCCAUGAGGAGAGGGAGCACGCUGAGAAGCUGAUGAAACUGCAGAACCAGCGAGGCGGCCGCAUCUUCCUUCAGGACAUCAAGAAACCGGACCGCGACGACUGGGAGAGCGGGCUGAAUGCCAUGGAGUGUGCGCUGCACUUGGAAAAAAAUGUCAAUCAGUCGUUACUGGAAUUGCACAAGCUGGCAACUGACAAAAAUGACCCCCAUUUAUGUGAUUUCAUCGAAACCCACUACCUGGACGAGCAGGUAAAGUCCAUCAAACAGCUGGGUGAUCACGUGACCAACCUGCGCAAAAUGGGGGCCCCCGAUUCUGGCAUGGCGGAAUAUCUUUUUGACAAGCACACCCUUGGAGACAGUGACAACGAGAGCUGAGCCUCCACCUGGCUUCCCCCACCACUGGGAACUGUGGGCGAGACUCCUACUGUCUUUCAGUGCAUGCAUAUUUUGGUUAUCUGACCUUUUCAUAAUCUGUACCAAAAAACUACCACCAUUUACAUCCCAAUAAAGUGACUUGGUACUGAUGAAA
Messenger RNA from Monodelphis domestica (gray short-tailed opossum), 3266 nucleotides. RefSeq names its product ferritin heavy chain 1 (gene FTH1). NCBI's taxonomy places the organism in Eukaryota, Metazoa, Chordata, Mammalia, Didelphimorphia, Didelphidae. Gene Ontology annotation, cellular component: cytoplasm. The record is from RefSeq and is a predicted model, not a curated record. Gene Ontology annotation, biological process: intracellular iron ion homeostasis; iron ion transport. Gene Ontology annotation, molecular function: ferrous iron binding; ferric iron binding.